Schistosoma rodhaini is the source of this 5153-nucleotide messenger RNA. Lineage: Eukaryota; Metazoa; Platyhelminthes; Trematoda; Strigeidida; Schistosomatidae. The record is from the annotation of a GenBank genome assembly.
AUGCGCGGGAUUCUAACAUUCUUAUCGACUACUAUAUACUGGUUUGGUGUCUUGGGCGAGCUUAAAGUGCAUUCAGAAAAAAACCCUCCAGAUAAUGAAAAUCAUGAGAAUUCCCGAGUUAAUACAAUUUAUAAGAGCAAGACCAACUGGCAAAUUAGUUCCUUCCAAUCUGUAUGGUCGCCUCAGAUUUCUAUGACAGAACAAUCCCAUAUCAUUCCACAAUGCAAACUCUUGAAAUUUAACUGGAUAAAUGGUAGUUCUAGCAACGUUAAAUUCCUGCAUAAAGCACAACUAUCAGAUUUAUUCAACUCGCCUUGGUCCAACUCACAAUUCACUUGGGAUCCUGGAAACCAUGUUAAACAUCCUGACCAACUGAGGUUACAUGAAUGCUACAUUCUGUUCAUUUUCUCUACUACUUGUCGAUUUUCUAAAGCUUCAUUGCCCUAUAUAAAUGCUUUAGCUCGAGCAUAUCCUCAACUUCCAGUCUACGGUAUCCAGGUGGAUGAUUAUCUCAUUCACAAAUGGAGUCUACGUAUGUUGUUUGUCCCAAAACUCAAGAUUAUCGUUAACGGAAAGAUUUUCAAUGAGUAUUCCGGUUCAGAUGUCGAUUUGGAUGGGAUGGCUGACUUCAUUUGGUCAAACAUGCGUCUCUUACCUCGUGUGCCACUACGCGUUCUUCCUUCGGAUUAUGAAAAUGCACCUCAAUUUUCAUUUAAGUCAAAUGCUGUUUGCCUACUUAUAUCGUGGCUGGUUACUAUAAUGGGGCUCGGAUUUAUUUGUGCGACAGCAGUCUUGCGAUUACAAUGUUUUAUUUCUUUUCUUAACCGCGUAUCUGCCCUGAACUUUUUUUUGGUAAACUUUAAUGGACGGCACCAUUACAGUGGUUAAUUUGACGACAUACACUUAUUUUCACACUAUAUUUCAUCUGUCAUUCUAACUUGAAAAUGUGUAUAAAUGAUUUUUGGCUUUUUUUUUCCAAAACUGUGUCACAAAAUUUAAUUUAUAAUACUCAUCAGCUGUUGAGUAAACCAGUUCCGACACAUAUCAGCACAACUCCAACAGACCCUAGAAGUUAUGGACAGAUAAUUUUAGUUGAUGGUAACGUACCGCUAAAUUUCAUUUUGUCAUGGUAAACACAUGAGCUUGUGAGAGCUGACGCUAGUAAAGCUGUUGAGUUUGCUAUCGCUACACCUCUUGACAAGCCUAAAACAGUCAAAAUUUUCUUCGUGAUUACUUACGUGUAUAUCUGAAUCCAAACAUCAACAAGAUAGAGGCGGAUUGAUUCAAAAAAAUAAACGCUAGAAGCUACGAGACAAUUCAUGAAACAAGGAUUCUUACCUUGAGUGUUUUAUUAGAGUUAUACUUCAUACAGAUAUUAGUACUUCCCCAUAUCAAUCCAACCAUUAACGGCAGUAGUACCUCAAACAUGACUUUUAACUGAAGAUUUAAUACACAGUUAUAAUUCUACUAUAUUGAUAGCUGUUAUAAUUUCUCUUAUUACGACCCAGCUAUUCCUAUUGUUUAGUAUUCCUGGACACCAAUUCACUCGUCAAGUCCCCAAAUCAGAACACAGUUAAACAGGAAAGGUAUUAUAUUCUGAAUAACAAGGGUAGAUGGAAGUAAGAAGCGCAAUAAGAAAUACGUUAGUAUAUUUAUAGUUUUUACAUGGUUCUAGAGUCCUCUCCAAGGAUCAACUAGCGCUGAUUGGAUAAGAAUUAGUCAAUCAGCGUGCACCAACGCAAUCGUGCAUGGAACAUGCUUUAAUCCAACCUAUGUCAUGCUAACAAUAGUAUAUAUUAAUGACUAAACACACCUUGGGGAUGCUGGUUUUGUCACUAAAGGAUUAGUUGAUUGAAGUAGCCCUAUUGUGUACUCAUACGAAUUCAACUAAGGUGAAUGAAUUUGAAGUCUUAAUAGUGGCUUCAAUAAGUGGUAACUAUCAUUUUCCUUACUUUAUGUACAUAUUUUUAGGUAACCAAACCGAGACAGUUUGGUACGCUCUUAAAGAGUUCGAUACAGUUAUGUGGAUUAACGGAUCCUUUAACUAAACGGAAAUAAGUACCUCACUCUUGAAGUUUUUUUCAGUCAUUGGUUUACAUGUCUGACAAUAUAACACACGAUCUGUUAUACACUUUUCAUACGAUGAAUUAUGAACCAGCAUUUGGUUGCAGUCACACGUCGUAUUGACAGAAAAUCAACCAUCACCUUGUUUAAUAAAAACAGAUCUCAGUGUCGCCUUAUAGUAGUGCGGAUUUAGCACACUAAGUUAAGUAUUGUGCAAUAACGUCUUUUCGCUGAGUUCAUAAGUGUUUGCCACAACUCUAGCCAUACUCAUUGAUAUUUGAAGAUGUACAGAGCCAAGAGCACUGAGAACACCAUAUAAAAUUUUUUUAGAAACGUUAGUAAUCACUAGGUUUUUUCUACCUUUAACUAUCCGUACGUCAAAGCUAAUACAAACAUUCAUAUAAAGUACUCGCAUGUCACCAUAUGUAAGCUAAAUACUAUAACAGAUUGGGAAUUCGCCACAGGACACUAGUACACAACAUAUAAAUCUCGGCAGGAAUAUAGUAUACCGAUGAUGAAUGUUAUGAUGAGCCCAGCUUUAGAUUUGAAUAAGACCAUCGAGGUGGACCUCAUUAGAGAAGCUGAUAACAAACACACAGAUCUAGGCAUUGUUACAAGAAAAAAGAAGAAAGUAUAGGUAGCCCUAAGGUAUGUGGAUCUACAGUUUCAGUUCCGGAUUUACAUAACGCAAAACAGACUGCCCGAGAAGUUUAGAUGAUGCGGUUAAGAGACAUAAUAAGGUAAAGGCUUAAAUUCAAAAGUAGAAAUAAGGAAACAGAGUGAGACAUCUGUGUUUGACAGCAAAUCGGACCGCAGGGAGGAGAGUAUUUCAGGAAUUAAAAUUGCAGUGUCUUAAAACGAACCUCGCUGACAGAUCAAUCAUUUUUGCCCCAAAAUGCCCUGAUACGGCCUAGAGUGGGGAAGGGCCACCCUCCCUUUCGAAAUGCAUAUGGUAGCCGUACUUGUCGGGAACGAUUGUUUUAGUAUGUUAAAUAGAGAACAAAAUGUAGUGAUCGUAUUUCUCCAUUACUGUUACACGAAAAUCCGGAUUUACUGGCUGAAUCAGAUCUGGCAUUAGCUGAAACUUUAUCAAAUUAUCUUAGGGAAGUCUACUAUAGGUGUGUUGUUUAAAACACUUGUCUUAAUCAUACCGAGGUACCAGCCAUAGGACCAUUACAUUUGACGGGAAACUGUUCUUUAGUUGAUCUCAAACCAAGUAAGGUACCAGGCCCUGGUGGGUACAUCUACGGUUGCUGUCAUCUCUCGCGGAUAUUACUUCAAGACCAUUCAUAAUGCUCUUCAACAUGUCCCUUUCCCACACUCAACUGCCUAAAGAUCGGAGGGGUGCUAUAGUCAGUCCUAUAUUUAAGGAUGUUCCGAGACAGAUCGUAUCUAACUAUCGACCUGUCAGUCUAACCAGAAUAGUCGUUAAGUUACUUGAAAAGAUAACUCGAGUUAAGUUACUGAGUCGCAUAGAUCCGUACAAUCUGUUAACUUCCGAGUAACACGGGUUUCGAAACAAGUAUUCAUGCUUGACCAACCUGCUUAUCGAGAGAGGAUUGGACAGCAGCCCCAAAUAACGGUGUGUCUGUCAAUGAGAUAUUUAUAGACUUUAGCAAAGCGUUUGACAAGGUCUCACACAUAGGUCUUAUUCAGAAGCUAUCGAGCUUCAGAAUAACAGGUGUUGUCCAGGGAUGAAUAGGAAACCUCUUAUGUGACCGCAGACAGUGAGGGUUAAUGGAACGUUAUACAGAUGGAAGCCCGUCAAAAAUGGUGUAUCCCAAGACAUCAUCUUAGGUCCUCUACUUUUCCUUCUCUACGUCAACGAGUUACCGUCACUGCCUAAGUCGUCGACAUCACUGUUUGUGGAUGAUAUCAAAACCUGGAAGUGAGGUUGAUUGUUUUGAUCUCCAAGCUGACCUAGACGAGUUAAUUAAAUGGGCUGGAGGUUGGGGCUUAGAUGUUUAUUCUAGGAAGAGUGUACUCAUGCACAUCGGACACGGUAAUAGUUAACAAUAUACUAUUGCUGGCACAUCUCUUCUAUGAGUUCAGAAACAUAAAGACUUGAAAGUAAUAAUAAGUCACGACUUGAAAUCAACUGUGCAUCGCAACACAGUUACUACCAAAGGGUUUUGUGCAUCAUGGUCACUUCGCCGAGCAGGUGUUUCGAAUUUUAUAUCCCACCUGUGUUAGACCACACUUAGAGUACUACAUCCAAGCAGCUGGUUCAUGUCUGACUAAGCAUACUAACUCACUUGACCUCAUUCAGUGUGUGGGAACUAAAAUAGUGAAGGGUCUUUCUAAACUCCCUUACGAUGAGCGCUUAAAACGCCUAGACCUUUUCCCCUUCUUGUAUCAUAGGACGCGAGGUAACCUUAUACUGUCAUUUCGUAUCUUUAAUUGAAAUUCGGGUGUUAUUAUGUCGGAUCUUUUUGCUCCCUCCAGCACUAAUAAUCUCCGAGGUCAUAUCAAGAAGGUCCACAAACGACGAUCUGAUAAACUGAAAGUGGAGUUCCGUUUAUCUCAUCCAGUGGUCAAUGACUGGAACGGCUUACCCGAACAAGUGGUAUCAGUCCAAUCAGUGAGCAUUUUCAAGAAGCUACACCUUCACCAGAAGGCAAACUGUCAGGAUUAACACAGGUUCAUCAACCUGUCAUUCUUAUUACUAAAGACUUACUGGCUAGUCACGUGCACCUGACUAUGCAUGUAUAGUUAUACAAAAAGUAACGAUGAAAAGCAAAGAAACUGUAGUGGGACCAUAACUUUGACAUGACUAUUAAGACAUAAUAGGUCGAAUUAUCCAUAGAUUAUGGUAAAAAAUGUUUAGGUUUAUAUAUUAGAAGUCAGUUUAGUAAUGUUAUAACCCAACUCUAUAGCGUAGUAACCCCUGAGGGUUUUUAUGAUCAGCUAUAAUACAAAGUUUAAGGGUUAACAAUUAAACUAGAGUCAUAAGUUAGGAUUACCAAUUGAGUUUGGGGGUUCCGCCAGGAAGUGAAACUAGCUAUGAUACACUGAAACUGACAGCGUUUAAUUUCCGAACUCGGUGGAUGUGCUACGUACGACCUUGAGCUACCCGUUCAAAUUGUUGU